AUGGCUGUCCAGCAGCACGUCCUCAACUGGCUGUACAGUGUCCUCACCAGUGAAUACCAAGACGUCAACCGCACCUACAACGAUGUGGCCCAGGCCCUCUCCCAAUUUCCAUCCCUGUCGCCGCGGACAGACGUCCACACCUUUUCCAAUGGCGCCUCGGCCCUGCUUCUCCACCUCUCCGGCACCCUGCCGGCCGUCUUCCGUGGCACUACCUACCGCUAUCCCAUCUCCGUCUGGGUCCCCCACGCAUACCCCCGCGAGGCGCCGCUCGUCUACGUCACGCCGACCGAGAACAUGAUGGUCCGUCCUGGCCAGCACGUCGACCCCCAGGGCCAGGUCUACCACCCCUAUCUCGUGGGCUGGUCCGAGUUUUGGGAUAAAUCCAGCAUUGUCGACUUCCUGGCCAUCUUGCGCGAUGUCUUCGCCAAGGAGCCGCCUGUCAUUGCUCGCCAGUCUGUCCGGCCAUCGCCUUCGACUGCCGCAACACCAUCCCCUCCACCCAUUCCACCCUUCCCGCAAGAGCUGGCUGCUCACCAUUCUGCUGCCGCCUUCCAGCUGCCGACACCUCCGCCCAAACCCAGCGCCAACGUCACCACUACCACUAGCACCACUCCCCCAAAACCAGCCCCACGCCGUCUCCGCCUCCGGUUCCACCCCAUCCGCAUGCUGACUCCUCCGCUGCUGCCAACUCCAUUGCGGGAAUGCUGCACGAUGCCCGUCUCAGCUAUACUGGCACUGCCAUCCAGACUCCCCACUCGCCGUCUCCUCCCCCUCCCCCACGACCACCACCUGUGCCCGGCAGGCCCUCAUAUCAGCAGUCUCCUCUAG
This is a messenger RNA of Grosmannia clavigera kw1407, 828 nucleotides long. Its product is annotated as endosomal sorting complex protein. Gene Ontology annotation, molecular function: ubiquitin binding. Gene Ontology annotation, biological process: protein transport; endosome to lysosome transport; protein modification process. The coding region runs from base 1 to 828 and encodes 275 amino acids. The transcript is spliced from 4 exons. The record is from RefSeq and is a predicted model, not a curated record. Gene Ontology annotation, cellular component: ESCRT I complex. NCBI's taxonomy places the organism in Eukaryota, Fungi, Ascomycota, Sordariomycetes, Ophiostomatales, Ophiostomataceae.